Messenger RNA from Anneissia japonica, 3188 nucleotides. RefSeq lists its product as uncharacterized. The transcript is spliced from 2 exons. NCBI's taxonomy places the organism in Eukaryota, Metazoa, Echinodermata, Crinoidea, Comatulida, Comatulidae. The coding region runs from base 569 to 2575 and encodes 668 amino acids. Gene Ontology annotation, cellular component: perinuclear region of cytoplasm; nucleus; cytosol. Gene Ontology annotation, biological process: activation of GTPase activity; nucleocytoplasmic transport. The record is from RefSeq and is a predicted model, not a curated record. Gene Ontology annotation, molecular function: GTPase activator activity; small GTPase binding.
AAGAUAAUACUACCCUAGGGGGGCCUGGCGCAUGCCCCUGCAAAAUGAUAUGUUCUAGAUGCCUAAAAAUAACCUCUGAGGCGUUUAAGGCGAUCAAUUUUUUCUUUUACUUUCUUUUUUUCCCUCUUUUUUUAACCUUCCAAAAAGGGGGGGGGGAAUGCUGUUCCCCUUGUUCCUGGGUAAAUGUAACCGAUUUUAUUAUUUCUUUCUUAUCAGCUUCAAGUAUGGUGAGUCUUGCUUCAACAUCACCCAGCCUAGUCAGUAUUGACGCUUGGUUUUGUAUGACUGUGUCGAUUUUUGCGCCUAGCUUUGUGGUUGUAGCUUGGAUUUCGCGCCAUAUGUCAUAUGACCCAUUUGAUCUAGGUGUGCUAAUGUAGUUGGUUUACACCCAGCUUGUGGCUCAGCCUUGGUGGUGUCCAAACUUGUAUUUCUUCUAGAUGUCAUUUGUUCAGGCUUUUUUUCAGUUGAUCAGCAUAUACAAGAUACGCAACACAAUGACGUCAUAGUAAAGAUAACAAUCAUUUGAUGAAGCUCAAUUUUUACCAAACCAAUCGAUAAUAUAUUUGCAAUGAAUAUCAACCUGACAGAAAUUUGUAAAGAAAACCCUGUGAUAUCAGGAUUCAAUUUAGACAACCACCCAGGUAUUAUAUCAUACUUGAAAGCGAAUCUGAAGGACGGACGUGACGUCCCGACGACAAUUUGUGAUCUUUUGGCAGAUUUUAUAGACGAUCAAGUUUUCCAAUUUGAAAACGCUGAAUAUAUUGGUCUAGGUAGAUCUAUGAUUAAUUCAGAAGUAUCGCAACGGAUCUUAAAAAUCCUCGGGAAGGUUUCUCUGGAAACCCGUUAUGAAAAUCCAAAAAAUGGACAUUUGCUUCCAAGUCAUGUGCUUCAACGACAUUUUCCAUCAUUCACUGAACUCCAGGCCAGGCAGUACUCCUUUGAUUUUUUACGACGACAUGAAAAGGAACCAAAUUAUUUCAUUUUUUCCAAUCGAGUUAUGCAGGACUAUGUAAUAGCGAUGUGGUGUUGCAGUAGCUUAGAAGAUGCGAUCACGAGUAACCUUCACAUCUCAUCAGCUCUCGAACACUGCCUCCAGCUAUUACCAGCAACCAGUAAUGUUUGUAGUAUUCUGGCAGGACUUAUCGCUAAAUUCCAUCCAGAGAAAUUACGUGGAUAUCUGAGAACGUUAGUCAAAGCAAGUAGUGUAAAUGACAUUGCCGAACACGAUCUGCAAAUAAUGAUGGUUGAAAGUGUUUACGAGGCUAAGGGUGGCGACCUGUGCGCUAUGGUCGAAGAACUCUUGCCUACACUAAGUAUUAGUAUAAAAAAUAAUCGUAUCCACCAUCUACCGUAUGUUGUAUCCGCUAUUGGUUACUUUGUUCAGCAUUCGAAUUUCCUUUCAAGUGUAGAUUUGAGUAAUGCUGGAAUUGAUACGUCCAUAGUCCCCUUCUUUACGAGCCACAUUGUCGAUGAAACCCCAAUUCAGUCAAUGAAUUUUCGAAACAAUAACCUCGGACCCGAUGGACUCCAAUCCAUAAAUUUAGUACUAUCGCUAAUGACGUCACUUAUUUAUAUCGAGUUGAGUGAAUGUAAUAUUGGUAACAAAGGUUUUAAGAAUCUCGCGAGUUCGAUAAAAUACAUGCCUCUUGUUCAUCUCCGUGUACAGAAAAAUGGAAUCACAGACGAUGGGUUUAUUGUCGCUGUCGAGAACGUGUGUUAUUGUGACACACUUGAACUAAUAGAUGUGUCAAACAAUUCCAUUACUAAUAAAUCUACUGUAGCGUUUUCUAAGAAAUUGUGUCAUUUGAAGAAAUUGCGAAGUUUGGACAUGAGCGAAAAUCUGAUCUCUGAUGACGGGAUCAGUGCAAUUGCAGUCUGCCUACACGAAGUACAAAACUUGACUUUCUUACAAUUGGCAUCAAAUCGAGUGGGAUUAGAGGGCGCUAUGAGUAUUGCUGAAAAUUUGCACAAAGUUCCUAAACUUACUCAUUUAAAUUUAAGCGGCAAUGAAAUACCUUUACAGGGGUUGUUCGCGCUGAAUAGUGCCAGGAAAAACCAUUCAGUUGCAAAUAAUUUAAGGAUAAGCGGCCAAAAAUCGUCGACAUGCUUCAAUUCGAUUGGAUAUUCACCAUUAUUCUCGACUUCAAUGUCGUCGCUGAAAAAGAUGAGUGAUGUCGAUCUUUACGAGAAAUGCGAAUCGAUGUCUGAGCUUGCACAAAAAUCGGCGCAAUCUUUUCAGCAACGACUCGCCGUUAAUGAUGCUAUGAGUACUUUAGACGACGCUAUUGAAUACAUGACCAACUCAUUAAAACGUGAAAGUAAACUGAGAAGAACGCAAGUUUGGAGGGAACUUGAGGAAGAAACGUUGCUUGAUGAACUUGGCAAUGGCUCACUGAAAGCAAGUGUGCAAUUCAUCAGCAGAUCCAGCACUCUGGACCGCGACAUCAGAAGCAAGAAAAAAGAAGAGCAACAAGAGGAAUGGAAGACGCGAUCAUUAGAUCGCAUGCGAAUGAAACGGAAAGGAUUGAGAUUAGAAAUCAAGCCGCAUGCUAUUCAAGAGGUUUAUGAAACUUAGUUCAACAAUUUUGAAAAUCUUGUGGCUUACACGCAUGUAACCAUUUGAAGUAUCUGACGCCUUUCUUUGUUUUGGUGGUUACUAACCUAGUUAUUUCUGUCCUACAAACUGGAUUCAAUUUUGUGAGAGACAUAUUAUAUUUAUAAUUUUCUAGAUGACAAAAUUAAUAUUUUAUGCAUCAAUAAAUAACUAUUACAUUUUAUUGCAUGAAUUUCAUACACUAUGAUGGUUUCACCUAUUUUAAUUCCGUUGAUGACGUAGACAUAAAACAGCUGGUGAAGCUUCUUCUUAUCGAGUCACUACGUAGUUAGUGUAUGAUCUUGCUCACGUAGUGUGGUAGAAGGAUUCGCAGGUAGAAGUUAAAAGUUUACAAAAAUGAAAUUGUGAGACCUCGUACAAUUGGUCCAGGUAAUAGACAAAAAAAGGGAUACUGUAAAAGGCCUACCAUAGAAGAACAGUUCACCUGCAAUGAAAACGGUGCUUCAGAACAAGUUCAACAAGUGCAGGAUUUUUAAUGUAAAGGAAUGCCUUUAUUAUUAUAUUUAAUUUUAAGACAAUGGCCACUGAACUCCCACAGUAGACGAUAAACGAAUGUACCACAUUCUGUACAGAA